AUGACCGGUACUCUGUGGACUCUGCUGCCGCUGCUGCUGCUGCUCCCCCCAGGAUGGAACAAAGUGAUAAUGUCUCACAAGGGCAUUGGAGAGCCCUGUGAGAACAGGAAAGAGUGCCAGAGUGAAUGCUGCACCACCAACAGCCUGAACCCCCAGAAGUUCUGCUCCCCCCAGAGCAUCUCCCUGCAGUGCCUGCCAUGGCGAAAGCCCAAAGGGUACCACUGUACACACCACAAUGAGUGCAAGAGCAACUGCUGCGUGAGGAAUAGCUCCAGCCCACACAAGUUCUGCACUGUCAAGACCAUCUUCCUGCAAUGCGUGUCCUGGCGCAAGCCCAAUGACUACGAGUGCAGCCACCAUGAUGAAUGCUGGAGCCAGUGCUGCAUCCAGCUGAACACAGCCAGCUCCAGCUACUGCAGACCUCGGAGCGGGAUCCUGGCCCAGUGCCUACCCAUAGUAAGUUCCCCUGGAGAGGUAGGGCCCUGA
Molecule: messenger RNA, 486 nt
Organism: Ochotona curzoniae (black-lipped pika)
Lineage: Eukaryota; Metazoa; Chordata; Mammalia; Lagomorpha; Ochotonidae
Gene: LRCOL1
Product: leucine rich colipase like 1
Exons: 4
Coding region: 1-486 (161 amino acids)
Biological process (GO): lipid catabolic process; digestion
Cellular component (GO): extracellular region
Molecular function (GO): enzyme activator activity
Source: RefSeq, a predicted model, not a curated record